This is a messenger RNA of Talaromyces proteolyticus, 1473 nucleotides long. RefSeq lists its product as uncharacterized. Lineage: Eukaryota; Fungi; Ascomycota; Eurotiomycetes; Eurotiales; Trichocomaceae. The coding region runs from base 1 to 1473 and encodes 490 amino acids. The record is from RefSeq and is a predicted model, not a curated record. The transcript is spliced from 3 exons. Gene Ontology annotation, molecular function: zinc ion binding; DNA-binding transcription factor activity, RNA polymerase II-specific. Gene Ontology annotation, biological process: regulation of DNA-templated transcription.
AUGGUUGGAGUCGGAGGAAGAUCGAAGGCCUGUGACAACUGCCGUCGUCGGCGCGUUAAAUGCGACGAGAGGAAGCCAAAAUGUGAGAGGUGUGCUAAAGCUAAGCUUGAGUGCGGGGGCUAUCAGGAAAUGACAAUUAUUCAAUUUGAUGGUCGCCAGCGAAGGAAAUUAUCACCAUCGCUUGAUUCAAAUAUUUCGGCAACUACGCGUUCGGCUUUAUUGCCGAUAAAGGAGUUUGUGAGAUCAGACUGGACUCUUGGGGCACAUCUUCCUAUAUGUACAGAUGACAUCUUCGUCGAGUAUACACGGUCACGGCUAUUGCAGGGUCAGGAAGUGGAUGAUCCUGUUGUCCUCCCAUCAACAGUGGAUCGGCCCUUGGUCCAAAAAUCGUUUCUCGCACUUUCCACGACCUUCUUUGGCUUGGAGCACAAGGAAAAGGAGCUAGUUAGCCAGGGGUUCCGUCGGUAUGGGGUUGCCCUUGAAUAUCUUCGUCAGGCUGUUGGUGACCCAUCGCGUUAUACGUCGUUUGAUCUCAUCGAAUCUAUUAUGGUAAUGUCGCUAUUCGAGUUCCUUAUAUCCGAAAAUGAGAAUGGCUGGAUUAGCCACGCUCUUGGUCUUGAAAAGAUCAUGGCCCUACGUGGGCCAGAGUCGUUUAAAAAAUACCCGGAGAUAAUAAUGCUGCAGAAUUCACGAAUGUGCAUUAUUCUAGCUUCCAUUCUUUUGCGAAGACGUACUAUUCUGUCCCAGCCGGAAUGGAAAUCGAUUCCAUGGUCUCUGGAGCCACAAGCAAAGUCCGGCAUGCAGUUUUUAGUUGAUAUAUUGGCCGAUUUUCCCGAACUCUUUGUUGAAAAGGAGGAUAUAGUUUCUAAUAAUUCCUUCGAUUACCGUGUUAUGAAAUGGGGCCAUCUGCGCUCUAAAGUCGACCAUGUCUUACACCAACUCGCUGACUGGGAGCAGGAUUGGAAUAUGAAGAACCCAGGUUGUUGCCGUCAGGUCCCAGCUCCGCCCACAACACCGACUGUUAUAAAUGCUUUGGGUCUCUCUAUACCAGCGUGGGAAACCAUCAUAGAGUAUGAAUCAUUAUACCAUGCCAACACGGUCAUUGUUUACAAUGCGACUUUGAUAAUGGCACAAAGGCUAGCGCAAACAAUUGCAUUUUCUGGCGAGCUACAUCACCCGUCGGCACUGAAUGCUGCCGAACUUUCAGAUCGAAAUCUUGCUGCUGGUCUGAUUAUAUGUCGUAGCAUCGAAUACCAUCUAGAAAGCAUGCGAAAAGGGGCUGGCAGUUUUUUCCUAUUAUUUCCCUUGCGCAUGGCACACGACGCUAUUGGAAAUUCGAAUUCGAUUAUUGGUGCAUGGCUGCAGGAUGUUUUACAGGAAAUUCAAGAUGGGAAGAGUGGUAGAUGGGCAACUGCAAAAUAUUUACUGGACCUUCAACCACAGCUAAACGGGAAGAAAGCAACUGGUAUCUAA